CGUGGGGGCAGAUCGGGCUCCGGGUAACGGGACCCAGGGACCGUGGAGCCACUGCCCUGCGAUGGACGGGGAUCAGGGAACAAGCAGCGAUACGGAGUGCGCGUGGGACACGGACGAUGGCGCCGCUCACCCCAACGAGACUCGCCUCGGGAUCCUCCUGCGUUCGGAGAGUUCCGAGGGCCACUCCACCAUCCGGCACCAGCUGCUCAGCGUGGUGGACAACGCUCCACACAGCCAGACGCACCUGCAGGACGGGGACCUGGUGCUGAUGAUCGGCCAGGCGGACACGAGCUUCAUGAGCCACGAGAAACUCAGCGCCAAGAUGCAGCGACGCGUCAAGCAGAGUUUGCUGAUCCACCGGCCUGGCAGACGCCACGAUGGUAGAACACAGAACGUGGCCGACCCCAAGGUCCAGGAGUCGAACCCAUACGACGGCAGCUCGCGCGAGGGCUCCCCCGCGACCCUGGAGCUGAUUGGCCGUCACAACAUUGCCAUGCCCACCGACCUGACGCUCACCAACGACCAGGACGCGGGAUGCUCCGACAACCCCGGGGUCGCGGCCAAGGAGACGCGGGACCCCGAGGAGGCGAGGCUCGUGGACCGGGAACGCUCCGAGCGCAGGGCCGUGUACCGCCGCCCGGGCGAGCAGGGGCCGCGCGGGGGAGGAGAAGACGUGAAACACGGGGGAGGAAGAGAUGGGAGACGGUGGUGCAACGAGACGACGACGAAGGAGAAAGAGGAGAAAGAGGAGGAGGAGGAGGAAGGGGGGGCCGAGGAGCCCGCGCCGACACCGACGGCCUUCGAGCGAUGCGCCGAGAGCGUGGAGGGGGAGAGCGUCUCACUCGUCCUCUUCAAUUGCCCCACGCUCACCUCGCGGCGUCUACCUGGCGCGGCGGAGGGUGGACACGGCCACGGUGGUGGUGGUGGGGCGUGUGUCACCUGCGGCGCGCUCGGCCGCUGCGUGGAGCUCCUCGUCGACGUGGAGCAGAGCCGCCACGAGGAAGUGGUGCUCGAGAGGAAGUGCUGCGUGAACCACGCGACCCCUGACCUCAGCUACUUGGUGUUCAGCCUGGAGUUGGACGAGAGUGGCAUCGUGCUGUGGACCAUGAUGGACAUGUGCGUGGCGCCACGCAGUCGCCACGCUCAGCCCAAGGCAGAAGCCCGCCAAUGGCGCACCCAGUCUGCCAUGAUGAUGAUGUACCGCUACAAGAGCACCCAGCCGCACACCGGGGAGGCCGUGGUGCUCGGAUUCUCCAAGACGAGUCGCUACCUGUGCUGCUCACGUGGAGACAACGACACGGUGUCACUCACGCUCCAGCAAAGCAACCGAGAGAACCUCUCCAGGAUCUCCGUGGAUCAGCCCACUUGGCACUUCGUGUUCUACCGCAAGGAAGAGCCGCUGACCCAGACCAUGAGCUUCGAGUCGGCGGCCUUCCCCGGCUGGUUCAUGAGCAGCCAGUCGAGCUCCAACGCAAGCCUGCGUAUGGUGAACACCAGCGUGUUCACCGACAAGACGCGCUUCACCAAACAGCGGUUUUAACAUCGAGGCGACGCUGGACAUCGCCGUCACCGAUCCGCUGCUCGAUGAAGGUGACCAAGGUGCCCGCCGUCUCUCACGAGACCCUUUGGUGGUGGUGGUGGUUGUGGUUGUUGUGGUGGUUGUGGUGGUGGUGGUUGUGGUGGUGGUGGUUGUGGUGGUGGUGGUGGUGGUUGUGCAGCAGCAACAAUAAUCAACAACUCCGUCUGCAAUAGCUCUCAUCCACCAUGGGCACUGGGACGUGUUAAGGCAUCGAUUAAUGACACUGUAACGCACAUUUUAGCUUUGUACCUGGGCAGUGUUAUUGUCUAAUUGCUUAUGCCUCAAAAGUACAGAAAGUGGCUAUUAUUAUUCCCCACAAACUUUGCUUUUGUGACCAGGACAGUGAUAUUUUGAAAUGUAGAUAUUUUCAAUGAGAAAACGCGGCGUGAGUUUGUGUCAUUCCUUCACGUAAAGUCAUCGUCACAAAAGCGCACAGUUUGUGGGGUAUAUAAUAUCCACUUUCUAUACUUUCUAGGCAUAAGCGAUCAAUAAAAAAUACCACUUACUACCCAGCCACACAAAUCGUGUUACAGAGUGUCACUAUCACCACCCACGUGCCACGCCGUCCCUAGAGCCUGCGAUGAGCCCAGGGGGGUCGGCGGCCUGCGGCUCUUUGAAAUAUGGAAUUAUUUUACAUUCUGAGGCCUCUUUUGCCAGAAACAAGAUAUAGGAAUAGGUUUUACCCUUUUAACUAGCACAAAAGUACAGAAAGUGGCUAUUAUUAUUCCCCACAAACUUUGCUUUUGUGACCAGGACAGUGAUAUGACACCUUUAUUUUUGAGUUGUCCGUGUGUCCCGUGCGUGACGUCACUCCACAUCGGCCAGCCCCCCUCAUUAAUGCUCAGGAACAGGUUACGUCCUCCACAUGGACCCCCCCCCCUCAUUAAUAAUCAUGAGCGGGUAACGUCACUCCACAUGUAGCACCCCCCCCCCCCCCCAUUAAUCAUCAUGAGCAGGUGACAUAAUUCCAUAUCGAACAGCCCCUCACAUCAAUAAUCAUGAAGAGGUGACGUCUUCCAAAUGGACACUCCCCCCUUCAUUAAUAUUAAUUAGCGGGUGACGUCACUCCACAUGGGGGGGGGGGUGGCGA
This is a messenger RNA of Petromyzon marinus (sea lamprey), 2669 nucleotides long. Lineage: Eukaryota; Metazoa; Chordata; Hyperoartia; Petromyzontiformes; Petromyzontidae. The record is from RefSeq and is a predicted model, not a curated record.